CUUAUAAAUAUUACUUGAAAAUUGGAACUAUCUCUGAAAGAUAAAUAUUGAUUUAAAAAGAUAGAUAGUUGAUGGUGAGGAGACAACAUCAACAACCUCACAUUAGUAUUGUUUAGUUCCAAAUCACAUUCAUGUUAUGCUCAUUGCAUGUGUAUUGAAGAGGAUGAGAUUCCUCUUGUCCCUUUUACCUUUUUCGGUAUAUAAAUAGGUAGAGCAUAAGCCAAAGGAAAGCAACCAAAUUCUAAUCUUAUUCUAAAGCUAUCAAGUUCUUCUUCUUUCCUUUGAAACAGAAAAAAAUGGCAGCUUACCAUGUUCGCUCCAACAGUUUUCCCUCUAGGCAACACCCUGUCAUUUCUGAGUUCGAUGAGCAGUUGUGCAGAUUGAGGUCUUCUGAAGAAGCCUCUUCAUCAUCAGCCUCUAAACUAAGUGCUCUUCAAGAUCUUCAUGAUUGUGUUGAUACAUUGCUUUCACUGCCUCUAAAUCAACAAGCAUUGUCCAAAGAGCAGAAUCAAAAACGAGUUGAUGCACUUUUGGAUGGAUCUCUUAGACUCUUGGAUCUGUGCAACAAUGUUAAGGAUGCCCUACAACAGACAAAGGAAUCCACACAUGAACUACAAUCAAUUUUGCGCAGAAAGAGAGGAGGCGAAAUGAGUCUCACAAGCGAGAUCAAGAAAUUCUUAGCCUCUAGGAAAGUGGUGAAGAAAACAGUCCUCAAGGCCAUGGAAAACAGAUGCAGCCUCAGUUCCCUUAAAAAAGAACAAGACACCGUUGAGAUUGUUAGCAUGUUGAGACAAGUCGAAUCAAUCACUCUAACUGUUUUUGAAUCAAUGAUUUCCUUCAUCUCUGGAUCAAACUCUCAACCCAAAUCAAUUGGUUGGUCAUUAGUUUCCAAGAUCAUGAACACCAAGAGAGUCUCUUGCGAGGCUACCAACGAAUCCAAUGACUUUGCAAACGCUGAUGUUGUAUUGAAUUUGCUCAUCAGUCAGAAAGUAAAGACAACAGAUAACAAGCUCGAAGAUAAGGUGCAAAACCAACUCCAAAACUUGGAGUUGUGCAUUCAAGAUCUUGAAGAUGGUGUAGAGAGCCUUUACAGGCGUUUGAUCAAAACAAGAGUUGCUAUGCUCAACAUCCUCAACCACUAAUUAGAUUAAAACAAUUAGAUUAUGUAGUCAUACAAUUACACAUACAAUUUUACAUGAAUGUCACAUAGAUUAGUGUA
Messenger RNA from Cannabis sativa, 1219 nucleotides. RefSeq lists its product as uncharacterized. Lineage: Eukaryota; Viridiplantae; Streptophyta; Magnoliopsida; Rosales; Cannabaceae. The record is from RefSeq and is a predicted model, not a curated record. The transcript has a single exon. Gene Ontology annotation, biological process: root development; shoot system development. Bases 297 to 1142 code for a protein of 281 amino acids.